CCCUUCACAAGACAUACACCAAAACCCCGUUUCUUGCUCCCCAAAACCUCCUCUUAUACCUCAACAAAAAUAUCUCCAACUCCAACCGCCUUUCAUUUUUUGCUUUGCUAAACCCUCCUUUUUUGAUAAACCCUCCUUCCAUAUUACCAAAAAAUGAACAGCCUUAUACUCUUGAAAAAGUCUUCUUCUUUACAUGCUUCCAAAAGGGUUGCUCUUAAUGCCCUCACCCAUCUAUUCUUUUCCGGAAAUGCCCUUCCAACUACCCAAAAUAACAGUUUUGUCACUACUAGUACUACUAAAUCAAGAACUGAGAAAUGGGUUGAUGGUAAAUUUGGGGUUUGUUCUUCUGUAAGAGGGUUUCAUUCUGGUGGUUAUUUGCAAGCUGGAUAUGCAGUAGCGGAUUUACCUGAAGAUGAUGAAGGACUUGAGAUAUCGAAGCUUGGUAUUUCUCAAGAGAUCGUUUCUGCUUUGGCUAAAAAAGGAAUUACUAAGCUCUUUCCUAUUCAGAAAGCUGUUCUGGAACCAGCAAUGCAAGGAUCCGACAUGAUUGGUCGAGCUAGAACUGGAACUGGGAAGACACUAGCUUUUGGCAUUCCCAUCAUGGAUAAGAUCAUUCGCUUCAACGAGAAGCAUGGACGUGGAAGGAAUCCCUUGGCUUUAGUCUUGGCGCCAACAAGAGAACUUGCGAAGCAAGUGGAUAAAGAAUUUUUUGAGUCUGCUCCUGGUCUGGAUACACUGUGUGUUUAUGGUGGUGUUCCCAUUUCACGCCAAAUGAGUUCCCUUGACAGGGGAGUAGAUAUUGUUGUGGGAACGCCAGGUCGGAUUAUUGAUCUGCUGAAGAGGGGUGCUUUGAAUUUGGCAGAAAUCCAGUUUGUUGUUCUAGAUGAAGCUGAUCAAAUGCUUAAUGUGGGGUUUGCGGAGGAUGUUGAGACCAUUUUAGAAAGUGUUCCGCAGAAGCAUCAGACAAUGAUGUUUUCAGCCACAAUGCCCGGUUGGAUAUUGAAAAUUACCAACAAGUUCCUGAAGAAUCCACUUCACGUCGAUCUUGUAGGAGAUUCUGAUCAGAAAUUGGCUGAUGGGAUUUCCUUGUUUUCAAUUGGUUGUGAGAUGCAUCAGAGACCAGCAAUUCUUGGAACUCUGAUAACUGAGCAUGCAAAAGGAGGGAAGUGCAUUCUUUUUACUCAAACUAAACGUGAUGCUGAUAGAUUGUCGUAUGUAAUGCAAAAGACUUUCAAAUGUGAAGCUUUGCAUGGGGACAUCUCACAAACCCAGAGGGAGCGAACUCUAUCAGGUUUUCGCCAAGGUCAAUUCAAUGUGUUGGUGGCCACUGAUGUUGCUGCUCGAGGACUUGAUGUACCUAAUGUUGAUCUGGUGGUACAUUAUGAGCUCCCAAACUCAUCAGAGAUCUUUGUUCAUCGAUCCGGUCGAACUGGACGUGCUGGGAAGAAAGGCAGUGCAAUUCUGAUACAUUCUUCAAGCCAACAUAGGGAUGUGAAAGGUAUUGAACGCGAUGUGGGAUGCAGAUUUAUCGAGCUUCCAAGGAUAGAAGUAGAGGCUGGAGCAACAGACAUGUUCAGUGACAUGGGCAGAGGUGGUGGCCGCUUUGGCUCUUAUGGAGGCAUGGGAGGUGGUCGGUUUGGUGAUUCGGGUUCAGGUCGUUCUGGUGGCUAUGGAAAUUCUGGUGGCAGGUUUGGUGGGCAAGGCGGAUUUUCUGGUCGAACAGGCGGAUUUGGUGGAUCUGGUUCUGGACGAUCAGGAGGUGGCUUUGGUGGACCAAGCUCAGGCCGCUCAGGGAAUUAUGAUGACUCCAAUCGUCAGGGAGGAUUCGGUAAUUUUGGUGGUUCAGAUCGCAGUGGUGGUUUUGGAAGCUCAAAUAGGACUGGUGGCUUUGGAAACUUCGGGAGUUCAGAUCGCUCAUCUGGUUUUGGAGGAUUUGGCUCAGGCCGCUCUGGUGGAUUUGGUGAUUCACGUUCUGACAAUGAUAAUCGUUCAAACCGUUUUGAUGGCUUUGGAGAUGGCAAGGCUAGUGGUGACCAAGGUUCUGGGCGGAAAUUUUUCUAGUUCUUUCUGUAAGGCGUGGACACUGUGAAUAUGGCGGCUAUUGGAAAGGUCCAUGACGAGACGAAUGCGCGACUGAUGUCCAAUUUGUGAAGCAUCUGUGUUGAAUUAUCAGGCUGUGUUUAGAGUUGCAGUAUCUCCAGAUAAUAUUAUAACUCAAACGCCAUACUUAGAAUUCCAUAAGAAAUAACCAUUUAAUAUCCACUUGGUACAACCUAUAUGUAAUCUUUGGUUAUCAAGAAAGCCGCUUUUUUCUUGACCGCUAUUA
Molecule: messenger RNA, 2326 nt
Organism: Lycium barbarum (goji berry)
Lineage: Eukaryota; Viridiplantae; Streptophyta; Magnoliopsida; Solanales; Solanaceae
Product: DEAD-box ATP-dependent RNA helicase 53, mitochondrial-like
Exons: 8
Coding region: 154-2061 (635 amino acids)
Molecular function (GO): RNA binding; ATP binding; RNA helicase activity
Source: RefSeq, a predicted model, not a curated record